GCUCGGUUCUCACUUGCCAUACGAGCCCAUGAAUGGAGUUGAUGCAUGCGUGACAGGCGCGCAUGGCUAUACCACUGGUGCUAGACGUGCGGAGCCAGCCAACUUAUGAAGCGGGGCACGCCAUCGAUGCGUACAACAUCCCUUUUGAUGAACUACGCGAUAGAGGCUUCGAGAUGCCAAGCCACAAAAUGCCAUUGGUGGUCGAGUGCGACGCAGCCGACGUCGAGACAGUCCGGGAGUGGUUCGCCACCAGAGACGAGCGGUGCCGCUGGAACGUCGUCGACGUGCGCGCCGCCAGCGCGGAGAAAUCGGGCCCCGGCGCGCCCGGCCGAUUUCUCUUCUCCGGAUCACCGCUCCUGGCAGCAAUGGAGCAGCACGUGCAGGCUGCUGCCGCGGCGCCGGGGUCGCGAGCGCUCGACGUGGGAAGCGGCUCCGGCCGCGACGCGGCGCUGCUGUGCUGUCGGUACGGCUUCGAUUUGGUGUGUGCCUUGGACCGCGACGCGAAGGCACUGAACCGCUGGACGCGUUUACUCGAUCGGCAUCAAGUGGCGCGCGAGUCGCGCGUCGCUGUCGAGGCGACAAUUCGCGCGGAGGGAGACCUCACCGCAGCUCUUGCAUCGCUCCCGGGGCCGUGGGACCUCAUCCACGCGGCGCGGUUCCUGAAACGAGAAAUGCUUGCGGAGCUCGCGUCGCUCCUCGCCCCGGGCGGCCUGCUGCUGUUCCACACCUUCUGCGAGGACCCGCCGCGGGCGCAGCACGCCGUCGCGCCGGGAGAGCUCCGGCGCGCGUUUUCUUCGCUCGAGAUCCUCCGCGACGACGUGGGGGCCAUCGACGACGGGCGCGAGCUGUCGUUUUUUGCGGCGCGGAGGCCUGCAUAGUGUAAUGUUGUGAUCUAUGUCA
Molecule: messenger RNA, 900 nt
Organism: Pelagomonas calceolata
Lineage: Eukaryota; Pelagophyceae; Pelagomonadales; Pelagomonadaceae
Source: the annotation of a GenBank genome assembly